Alternaria arbusti is the source of this 834-nucleotide messenger RNA. RefSeq lists its product as uncharacterized. Lineage: Eukaryota; Fungi; Ascomycota; Dothideomycetes; Pleosporales; Pleosporaceae. The record is from RefSeq and is a predicted model, not a curated record. The transcript has a single exon. Bases 1 to 834 code for a protein of 277 amino acids.
AUGGCUAUCGUCUGGUUGAUCCGCAGCUCACCCGCCCAAUUCCGUGGAUCUGGCACUUUCGAUACCCCUUACUUCUGGUAUGCUCCUGAGGACGUCAGCCGAGCUUACUGGUACCUGAACAACCUGCGUCGUAACCCCCGCGAACGACAAAGGGAAGGCACAAAAUCUUCCCAGCUAGCAAGGCCAAUGAGAACGGGUGCGGAUGCAGGCCUAUCAUCUCUCCACAACUCGGUAUCCGAAGGUGAAUGGGCUGGAAGGUUCCUGAGGAAGGACAUCGUCUCUAAGCAGGAGAAAAUACCGGAAAAGCAGAGCGAGCACACGGUCAGGCGGGGUGAAAAGAUAAACAGGUGGGGCGAGAAGACAGGCCAAUGGCGCAACAAAGCCGAGAUACGAAGCGAAGACAUAGCAGCCCAGCUCCUCCGCCUCCGAACCUGGUCCUACAACACCUACACCUUCUCCAACCCCACCGACGAAACCGAACUAGACAGACUAAUUUCCCUCGCCCGUCUCCACACCAAACCCACGACCAGGAACCUCGAUGUCUACAGUUCAGCUUGUAUGGACGUAGAGCUCUUCGUGUGGGCUGAAUCGCAUCCACAUAUUCUUGAUGAUCGCUUCAAAGAUACGUUUGCCGACUUCAAGCUACUUUUAAGUUGGCUUCAUGCCCGGGAUAUUGCGGUUGGAGACGACGAGGGGGUUGCGGGACGAAUGGAGGAGGCGGUGAUGGCUGUGGUUGCUGCUGAUAGGGGUGGGUAUAAUGGGAAGAAGGCGGAGGUUAAGGAGAUGGUGUAUAUGGCGGACCUUGGAAUGGGUGAGGGAUUGGCAGGGUGUUAG